AUGUCUGAUCCUUAUCAUAAUUUACCAUCUUCGAAUGGUUCAAUAUUAGGUGUACCUGGUUUAGUACCUCAACAAAUACCCCCUCAACAGCAGCAACAACAGCAACAACAACAACAACAACAAAUUCCUCCUCCUCAAUCUCAUCAAUCUCAUUCUGGUCCUAAUCCUCCUCCUCCUUUAUUAAAUACAAAUUAUCAACAAGUAGUACCUCCUUCAAUUAAUUCUCCAACUUCAGCAUUAUUAAUCCUCAGUAAUAUUCCACCAGAUUUAUCUCAUAGAGAAGCAACUAUAAUAUUUUCAUUAGUUAUUGAUGAAAUAUUAAACAUUGAGAUUAAAGAUUAUAAGAUUUUUGCUUACUUUAAAAAUAUAAAUACCUGUUUAACAACUGGUAAAUUAAUUGAUGGAAAAUUUAUAUUUGGUAAUGAAUAUCCUCCUGUUAAAGUUGAUUAUGAUAAUUCAUUAAUCAAUUCUCCUCAAGCUCUUCAUAAUACAAAUAAUGCUUUUGGAAAUUUAAGACUUUCAAAUUCAAAUAUUUCUCCUCCAAAUUUAUCGAAUCAUCCUCAACUUCAUCAUCAACCUUCAAAUCCUAAUAUUCCAAUAAUAAAUGGAAAUCAGGCUCCACCUCCACCUUCUGCACAAUCUCAGCAACCACCUCAACAACAACAUCAACCAUCUGGUCCUCCAACUUCAUCCCAACAACAGCAACAAUUUGAUAAUUUCCAAAAACGACAAUCUAUUGGAAAUCAAAGAUCAAGAUUUCCAUUUAGUGAUCCAUUCUCAGCAGCAGCUGGUGGACCUCCACCACAAUCUCAAGGACAACCUCAAUCAUUACCACAGUCCAACUCACAGCAUGCUACUCCACAAAUCCAACCACUGUCGGGCCCAAUAAAUUCUAUUGAUUUAUCGGAUUUAAGUGGCAAAUCCAUUUUAUUAAUGGAAUCUCAAAACGAUGCCAGAGAAUACGAAAAUUUGGUUAGAGAUCCUUGGGGUUCUGCAUCUUCUGCAUCUGGUCAACCACAACAACAGCCUCCACAGCAACAACAGCAGCAACAGCAACAACAACAGGGUCCAAUUGGUUCCAAUCCUCAAACACCUGGUGUGUCAUCUCAUAAUGCUUUUGAUUGGACUCCUUCUGCAGCCUCAAAUAAUGUAGGAGUUGCACCUCCAAGCUCGAAUGGUUCGUUGAAUGGAUCUUCAAGUGGUGGACAGCAGCAGCAGCAACCUCCUGUCAAUAGAAGAGCUUCUUCGGCUUUUUUUAAUACAGUUCAACCACCUUUAUUACCAUUGACAAGUAGUCAUCAAGUUCCUCAAUCUGGAGGUGCCACUUCUGCGGUACCUUCGUCUUCUUCAUCAGGUUCAGUUCCUACAUCCUCGUCGGGUCAACAACAGCAACAACAACAACAACAACAGCAACAGCAGCAGCAACAACCUGCAAGUUCUUCUGCUGUUGUUCCUCAAGGUCCUACUGCUGCGGGUUUAUUAGCCGCAGCUCAACAAGCUCAACAAGCUCAACAGCAGCAAUCCCAAGGACAAUCUACUUCAUCCGCACAAACGAAUACCCAACCACAAUCUUCACCUCCUAUGACCAUGGCGUCCACUUUAUCAGCUGCUCUUGCAGCUCAAAAGUCCCUGCAACCAUCGCAGUCUACCCAACCCCAACAACAAUUACCUCAAUCCAGUGCCCCUAGAGAAACUCCAGUCGUUGAUAAAGAUGUACCAGAUUUAUCAUUAUUAGCUAGAGUUCCACCUCCUGCUAAUCCUGCUGAUCAAAAUCCUCCAUGUAAUACAUUAUAUGUAGGUAAUUUACCACCUGAUGCUACUGAAGCUGAACUUCGAGCCUUAUUUUCUCCUCAAAAGGGAUUCCGUCGUCUUUCAUUCCGUACCAAGCAAUCUACUACUGGCGCUAAUACUACAUCUAGUGGACAUAAUCAUGGACCAAUGUGUUUUGUUGAAUUUGAAGAUGUAGCUCAUGCCACUAGAGCUUUGGCUGAAUUAUAUGGAAGAGCCUUACCAAGACCCAAUGGUGGUAAUGGUAAAGGAGGUAUUAGAUUAUCAUUUUCUAAGAAUCCAUUAGGAGUCAGAGGUCCAGGUAAUCCUAGAAGAACUUCAACUAAUCAAUUACCUACUUCAUCAACUGGUCAACAACCUCAAACAUCUCAACAACCACAACAGCUGCAACAACCCAUUGGUAACUAUGGUUACCUGACCUAUAAUCAAAAGUAG
Scheffersomyces amazonensis is the source of this 2223-nucleotide messenger RNA. It is a transcript of the gene WHI3, whose product is annotated as mRNA-binding protein. The record is from RefSeq and is a predicted model, not a curated record. The transcript has a single exon. The coding region runs from base 1 to 2223 and encodes 740 amino acids. NCBI's taxonomy places the organism in Eukaryota, Fungi, Ascomycota, Pichiomycetes, Serinales, Debaryomycetaceae. Gene Ontology annotation, molecular function: RNA binding.